This is a messenger RNA of Vanessa tameamea, 4209 nucleotides long. RefSeq lists its product as uncharacterized. Gene Ontology annotation, cellular component: ribonucleoprotein complex. The record is from RefSeq and is a predicted model, not a curated record. Bases 188 to 2092 code for a protein of 634 amino acids. Gene Ontology annotation, molecular function: RNA binding. NCBI's taxonomy places the organism in Eukaryota, Metazoa, Arthropoda, Insecta, Lepidoptera, Nymphalidae. The transcript has 12 exons.
GCCUAGCUUUUGGCAACAUAACUUUUAGUUGUCAAAAUAAAGUUAGAAAACGAUCAAGGUAAACUUCAGCUUGUUAAUCGAUAAUUGGUAUCUAUCUGGAUGAUACAGCAUUUGCAUGUUGGUAUUUUGCAUGUAUUUAUUGCGUCGCCAGACUUAAUAAGUAGUAUCGACGAACAGAAUAUCCAAGAUGACGGCGUCAUCAUCUCUCGACCCAAAACUCCGAAAUCGUAUUACGAGAUACCUGCAUACCGGGAAUGAGGUUCCAAAAUAUUAUCCUGGAUGUUGGAACUCCCACAAAUAUUUUGAAACACACAAACUAAAAGCUAUUGAUGAAGCUUUGGAAAGUGGAUCAAAUAAUGUUGAAGUUGUUGAUAUCAUUCUACAGGCUUACAAAGAUGGUUGGUGUACUAGGUUUGAGACAAUUGCAUUUGCUUUGACUAAAUGUCUUCUCAAUGGGUCUCCAAUAGUUAAAGAGGCAACAUAUAAAGCUGCCUCAGAAAUAUGUAACACGCCAGAAGAGAUGAUGUUAUUCAAUAAAUUCACCAGACUCUUACAAACUGGUAAUGGUCGUGGGUGGUGUAAGCAUGUCAAAGAAUGGUACAUUCGUAAAGAUCCAAUGGAACUAGCAAAGGAAAUGACAAGAGUGCGUGCAAGACAUGGACGUUCUCACAAAACACUCUUAAAGAAAUCUCAUGUUAAGAUUCCUGAAAAUGACCAUGCUCGAGAUGCAGUAAUCAAGUAUGCUAUUUUCGGUCUAAAACGAGCUAAGCAAAUGUUGGGUAAUGUUGAAGGAACAAAAGAGGUUUUUGAUUACAUUCAGUUAGUUGAGGACAUGCGCCACUGUGAAGAUCCUGUGGCAGCAGCAGAAAUGGCUACCCAGCACCAAUUCACUCUUGAUCAUGUUCCAGGACAUCUGCUCACUUCACAAGAUGUCUGGAAUGCAGUUUUGCCUCAAUUUUCCCUGGGAGAGUUACUCAGCAACAUUCAACGUAUUCACAACAUGGGUUUUCUAACAAGUGACUCUACCACCACAGGAAUCCUAAUCUCACUGCUAAAUAAUCUGGAUGUUAUUAAAAAAUCGAAAGUUACUCCGAUCGAAGUAUAUAUCACUUUAUGCAACUACAAAAAAAAGACCAGACCAUUGAAAUAUGAAAAAGCUAAAGUAGCAGUGGAAAAGCAAGCUCGACGUCGCACUCGUCAAAUCUUUGAUACUAAAACAGAACUCUGGGAGUGGACUGUUACUCGCCGUCAUCCUAAAGAAAUAAAGCAUUGGGGUAUUGAUCAACCACCCAAUCCUGCUGUUCUGCUUGCACUCAGCAAGCUGAUUGAUCAGACUUGGUUGCUCACGCCUCCAACUGAAGCCCGCUAUCUCAUCACUUUGGACAUGAGACACCAUAUGUUCAAAGGUCGUCAUUUCUGCAAAAACUAUGUGAUUCCAAAGAAGGGCAGGAAAACUUCAGCUAAGAGUACACCUGGAGCCGGCGGUGAUGCUGAUACUGAAAAACCUGAAAGCAAGAAACAUUUACUUGCUGAAUGUUUCUACAAUAAACAUGUGACUCCUGGACAUGCUGCUAUAAUAUUAGCACUUCAAUUGCUGAAGCGUGAAAAAAAUGUGAAACUGGCAGUCUUCACUGAAGAAGGAAUACAGUUGGUCUCCAUUGAGCGUAACUUUAGCAACAUUGAAGAAGCUGAGUUUGUUUUAAGGAAAGCAAACUUAGGCCGCGUUCAACUCGACGCACCCAUUGAAUGGGCGACCAAAAACAAUCAGAAGUUCGACGUUUUUAUUAAUAUGGUGGAUCGGACCACUCGCUACAUGGAACUAGACCUCUCUUCUCGCGGUGGGCGAGGACCGGGAGGGCGAUUUGGUCCGCCACCAUCUUCAACAAAGGAGAUACCAGACCAUUGUCCCGUUAGAGCUCUUGAACGUUAUCGGGCCAGUAGAGUGCGAGAUGCGAAGAUGAUCGUAGUGUCGUUAGCCUCGCACCGAAUAGCGACCACUGACGGCACGCACGAGGGCGUGCUCGACAUCGUCGGUGUCGACGAACACGUACCGAAACUUAUGGAUGCGUUCGUUCUCGGCCAGUUCAAGUAGAUCUUGAAUUGUUACAUUGUCAAUUUACAUUGGAAUUAACUUUUCGGCGACGGUUGUAUCUCAUGCAAUUUAAUCGACUUCCUUUUACCCCAGUAUUUGAAUUGUUUACACCACGAUGUGUUCCGAACCCAAUUUAAAUUUUUUUAAAAUGUUAUGGAAAAAUGUAGUAUGUAAAAAUGAAAUACCAAUUGGCUUUACUUUUAAUUACAGUCAAAGGUUUGUAAUUUUAUUUGCUGUAAUUUUCAAAUUUUGUUAAUCGUAUCAGGUUCGGUCACUGUAAAAAUACAAAGAACUUAUUCUUUGGAAUGCUUGGAGCUUAAUUAUUUUUUUUUGUUUAACUUCACAGUAGACAAAUCAGUUUGCUUUGAGGUUUAUUUAUAAAUAAGCUGCUACAUGCGAAUUUCUUAUACUACAAAACACUGUGGAUAUUUUAAAAAUCUUAAAGCCUGGACCAUUUAAGAUUGAUAAAAGUUUAGUGUGACUAGGAAUGAUAUUUUUGUAUCAGUUCAGGUAUUGAACAUUAUUAGAUCUCUGUCUGAACCCCUUUUAGUGGGGAAAGUCUUUGUUAAUUAUUAUGUUUAGUAAGUUGUUCACUUAGAUAUUUUACUUAAAAUGAAUCUGUGGUUUAAGACUUUCAACUCAAUAUUUAUCACAAUCAUUUCUGGUAGUGAUAUAGAAAAUGACUUACUUUUUCUUGUUUUUUUUUUCUUUAUAUUUAUCGUAUCGUAUAUUUAUAGGGAUGCUUAAUAAUCAAAGCUUUUAUGUAUCACAUUUAUUCGUAUUCAAUAAGAAUAAACACAUAUUUUGUAGUUAUAUAAUGUGAAUCUAUCCCUAGGGGGACAUAUUGGCAUUAUGGUUUUGUUCUUAAAAGAUUUUUCGAUAUUAACAUACCGUCAUACAGAUUAGUUAUUUUAAUUAUAGGCUUAUUUUUUUAUAAAGCUUGAUUGUAACAGGGUCUUUUUGGUCAUUCAAAAAAUUGGCACCUGAUGCUCACUGUACUCACGGAAAUGUGUUCAAUGAUACAAUGAUGAGUGAUUGCGGUGAGAUUAAACGAAAUUGCUUUUAUGUUUAACUUAUAAAAGAUUAUAUUUCAAAAAUAAAUAACCGCAAGAACGAACGCCAGUACUUUAUUAAUGUAGUUAUUGUGUUUAAAAUUUUAUUUAUUACUGUUUUUAACUGUUUUAAACGGUGGUUAGUGUGGUUGUGCGUUAAUCUUUCCUCUUUGCCAAAGUAAAAUAUGCAUUUGUAAUUUAAAUAAAAAGUACUGGCGACGACGUUUGUUUGUUAACAAUAUAGAUAAUAGCAUAUCUCUCGUAUUAUAGACUAAUCGAAAACUGAUACAUGCUCAUAAUAUUUUUUAUAAGUACAUACACGUUUUCGGAUCUUUUUCUAUUGUAGUGUAAUACGGUUAUAUGUGCGAGUUACUUUUAAUUCCCGACGCGAUGGGCAUGUAUCAAAUUUCUCAUUGUUCGUAGUAAUAAGUAAAUCCGUAUCGAUAUGUUGGUUACUUUUGUACUGAUAUGAGCGGACUUCAGAAUCUGUGAUCACUUGGUACUCUCUCGGGUUUAAGUAAUUUUUUUAUAACUGAUUGUUGAAAAACUUCGAAACCUAAAACUCGAAAUUGCUAGGUAUACGCUUUUUUAUUACGUAUGUUAUUUUUGUUGUGGAAUGUUAUAGAUAACCAAUUAAUUAGUAUUAUAUAAUUGACAAACACACUAUUUAUUUAUCAAGCUGUUAAAAACUAUGUUUCAAUGUUAUGAGUGACUUGAGUUUUAUUGGUUUAAAAAGACAUCGAACGCGUUUUUGUUUUCCGAUGAUAUGAUUCCCUAAUCAUUUUUAUUGCUUGUCACUUAAUUGAAACUUAUUUAUUUCAAAGCUUGUAUUUCAAAAAUAGCAUUCUGUGAUCAAUGAUGCCUUGGCAACUCCAGACCUUAGUGAUAUAGUAGCCUAAAGGCUGGCUUUUCUUUUGGAGUCAAACGAAUUAAAAGAAAAAAGAAGAAAACGGCCGAUUUUAGGUAAUAUUUAGACAAAGCAAAAAACUAUAAAUUUUAAAAUAACCAUAAUAUGUCUUGUUUCCUUUUCAUAAAGGUUGAUCCUAUUACAAUAUUUUUGUAUGA